AUGCGAGCCCCGGCCCCGCUGGCGCUGGGUUGCGUCAGCUUCGCGCUGUGCCUGCUGGAGCUGCCCCACGGCCGGGCCCUGCCGGCCCGCAGGGUCCCCCCGGCGCGGAGCCCCCCGGAGCGGAUCCUUGCUCUCCCCAGAGACCCCCCAGCCCCGCAGCCCUUCGGGACCCCGCGACACCGAGCCCUGGUGGCCCGGCACGGAUCGUGGCUCGCCCCCCGGCACCGCCCGCUGGCCCCGCGGCUCCUCCCGUGGCACGUCCGGCGCCUGAUCCUGCGGCAGGACCCCCGGCGCGACCCCCGGCAGGACCCCCGGCACGACCCCCGCCCCCCCCGGGGCCGCCGGCACGCCGGGGCUCACCUGGUGCGGGUGGGCUGCGUGCUGGGCACCUGCCAGGUGCAGAACCUGAGCCACCGCCUGUGGCAGCUGCGGGGACAGCCGGGGCGCCGCGACUCGUCCCCCAUGAACCCCAACAGCCCCCACAGCUACGGCUGAGCGGGGGGCGCGGGACCCUCUGAAGCUCUGCCCGCUGGCCACCCCGGGGGGCUCCUGUGGCCACCAGCUCCGGAGGGAGCGCAGAGCCCCGGGGGCCAGCGCUGGCCGGUGAUGUCCCACAGGAGCUGGCGGUGGCCCGCAGUGACUGGAAGUGGCCCGCAGUGACUCUUGGUGGCUCAGAGUGGCCCCUGCUGGUGGCCCGUGGUGACCCGGGCUGGCCCGUGGUGGCCGGCAGUGGUCAGUGUGUCCGGGACGGGUCCAAGGGCCGCCGGGAUCCCGCUGACCGCAGCAGCGCCGGGACCUUGUGCAAGACCCUGCGGGCACGUUCCUGCUGAGUCAGCACUGCCCGGAGCCCCCCGGGCACCCCGGGGUGACACUGGGGCUGUGGGGGUGCAGGGACAGGGCACAGGGGACAGGGCAGCCCCCCGCACCUUGGGGGUCCCACCUGGGGGUCCCGGUUGGGGGUGGCCCCUUCCCGGUGCUGGGGGGGGGUCCUGCCCUCCUCAGCGUGAACAUUGUCCCCUCCCCUGGCACCUCGUCCUGUGUCACCCAAGGGGUUGGCCAUAGGGAGAUGUCCCCAAAUGUGGGGGGCAGUGGAAAGGUUGGGGUGCCCCACACCUGUCCCCACUCCUGGCCUUGUCCUGUCCAUCCCUGUCCCCUGCUGCCCCCUCGGGGACACCCCCACGUCGUGUCCCCGCACGGGGUGGUGGCCCAUGAGCACAGGGGGACACGUGUGACAUCGCUGUCACCCCGGAGUGCCGCUGUCACCCGCCAGGGCCGUCACCUCAGGGCGCGGUGGGACAGGGGUGUGUGACCCCAGGUCACUGUCGCACGUCCCCCACCCCAGGAGCAGCAGCCCCCGUUCCCACAGGAGCACCCCAAACACUUCAGGGCACCCCCAUUCCCAGGAACACCCAAUUCCCAGAGCCCCCAUUCCCCCCGGAGCACCCCAAUCCUCCCAGGAUCACCCCAGCCCCCAUUCCCCAGAGCACCUGGGUGUCCCGCGAUGUCCCCUGGGUGCCACACGGACCGAGCUGUCCCUUGGGUGCCCGUCCUCGGAGCUUUUCGGGACAGACAUGAAUGUCCCCUGACAGACAGAAUGUCCCCUGAGGGGGAGGGGAGGUCCUGGGAUGGGAUCCCGGGGAUGCCACCCGCAGCCGUGUCCACCCCAUGGGUGUCCCAGCCUUUGUCCCCUCCCCGAUGUCCUCACUGAGCCCGACCCAUCCCGCCCCAGGUCGCGGA
Messenger RNA from Catharus ustulatus (Swainson's thrush), 1737 nucleotides. RefSeq names its product adrenomedullin 2 (gene ADM2). The record is from RefSeq and is a predicted model, not a curated record. Gene Ontology annotation, biological process: adenylate cyclase-activating G protein-coupled receptor signaling pathway; positive regulation of heart rate; regulation of systemic arterial blood pressure. Bases 1 to 495 code for a protein of 164 amino acids. The transcript is spliced from 2 exons. NCBI's taxonomy places the organism in Eukaryota, Metazoa, Chordata, Aves, Passeriformes, Turdidae.